This is a messenger RNA of Saxophila tyrrhenica, 609 nucleotides long. RefSeq lists its product as uncharacterized. The record is from RefSeq and is a predicted model, not a curated record. NCBI's taxonomy places the organism in Eukaryota, Fungi, Ascomycota, Dothideomycetes, Mycosphaerellales, Extremaceae. The transcript is spliced from 2 exons. The coding region runs from base 1 to 609 and encodes 202 amino acids. Gene Ontology annotation, molecular function: aldehyde-lyase activity. Gene Ontology annotation, cellular component: cytoplasm.
AUGCACGAUAUGGUUUCAGCCAUUGCCAGCUCAGGCGUCUCUCCCAUUGUCCGUAUAAGGGGAACCGACGGAACCCUCAUCAAGCGAGCUCUUGAUACCGGAGCACACGGCCUGCUAGUUCCAAUGGUGAACACCGCCGAAGACGCUCGCUCCGUAGUCUCGUUCAGCAAGUUCCCUCCUCGAGGGGUGAGAGGUCAAGGCUCUCCCUUCGCCUGCUUCGAGCACGGCCUCGCCACCCCAUCUGAGUACGUCGCUGCUGCCAACGACAACAUCGUAAACAUGGUCCAGAUCGAGUCCGUUGAGGCACUCGAGAACUUAGACGACAUAUGCGCGGUCCAAGGCAUCGAUCUGAUCUUCAUCGGUCCGAACGAUCUUGCGUUGGCGUUGCUUGGGUAUACGCCCGCGAAGUACACGGAGAAGGUGUUUCUCGAUACUAUUGAUCGGAUUGUUGACACGGCGAAGAAGCAUGGGAAGAAAGUCGGGAUUCUUGCGACUGAUGGAGAACAUGCGAAGAAGUUGAAGGAGAGGUUCGGAUUUGUGGCCAUUUCGGCUGAUGCGAGAGCGCUGCAGGCGUGGUACAGGAAGCAGGUUGAAGCGGCUGGGUCGUGA